AUGAUUACCAAUGCACUUGGACCCUCUCUGGAAGACAUCUUUGACAAAUGCGAUCGACUCUUUGACAUGCAGUUAGUCCUCGAGUUUGCAAGCCAAUUCAUAUUCCGCCUAGAAUGGAUGCACUCGCACAAUAUCUCGCACGGCAACUUGACCCAUGCUUCGUUCACAAUGGGGUAUUCCCCAUGGCAGGCACCACAGGUCAUUCUUGCCGAUUUUGGAAGCAUUGACAUGGAUGAGAACUUGGCAAGGAAAGACAUGGAAGCAGUGGCAGAUAUCCUUGUUUAUCUUUCAACCGGCUCCCCAUCGUGGGAACACUUCCAGGCACAUAAGCCAAAAUUUCCGAUAUUCCAUCUCCCCUCAAAGGAUUCCUUCUGA
Molecule: messenger RNA, 375 nt
Organism: Penicillium crustosum
Lineage: Eukaryota; Fungi; Ascomycota; Eurotiomycetes; Eurotiales; Aspergillaceae
Product: casein kinase family protein
Exons: 1
Coding region: 1-375 (124 amino acids)
Biological process (GO): protein phosphorylation
Molecular function (GO): ATP binding; protein kinase activity
Source: RefSeq, a predicted model, not a curated record